Daucus carota subsp. sativus is the source of this 2282-nucleotide messenger RNA. Its product is annotated as chitin elicitor receptor kinase 1-like. The record is from RefSeq and is a predicted model, not a curated record. NCBI's taxonomy places the organism in Eukaryota, Viridiplantae, Streptophyta, Magnoliopsida, Apiales, Apiaceae. Gene Ontology annotation, molecular function: transmembrane receptor protein kinase activity; ATP binding. The transcript has 10 exons. Bases 251 to 2038 code for a protein of 595 amino acids. Gene Ontology annotation, biological process: innate immune response; protein phosphorylation.
AGUUUAUUCAAUAUAGGAGGCUCAUUUUCCAAUGCCAUGCGCGUUCCACCGUUUACACAAAUCAAUACUCUUUCAUUCUCUGCUGCACACUUUUUUAACUCAUUCAAAAUCUUCUACCCCAUUAUUUUUUUCUAAUGGAUUACACACGCACACACGGGAAUGGAAUUCCUGACCUCCAGUAAGGGGAUAUCAGAACUCAACCACCGCACAAACACCUUGUUAGCAGCUUCUAUCCCAUCUUGCAUGCAAAAUGCUAAAACUCAACUCACUAUUGUGUUCUUUCCUCAUCAUGGUCACCCUGUUUUACACCAUCAAAGUUGAUUCCAAGAAGUGCCAUGGUGAAUGCACUGCUUUAGCUUCAUACUACUUAUGGGGUGGAGCAAAUCUAACAUUAAUAACCGACGCAUUCAGCACAAAUUACAGUAACAUCAUGGGUUAUAAUCCGCAGAUAUUUAAUAUUGAUAACAUUUCCGGAGGCGAGAGAGUGAAUGUUCCAUUUCAAUGUGGGUGUUUAAGGGGUUCAGAUUCUGAGUUUCUUGGUCAUCGGUUCAGUUUUAAAAGUAAAACUGGGAAUUCUUAUAAGAUGAUUGCUGAUAUUGUGUAUUCCGGGCUUACUAGAGUGGAAUGGUUGGUUGAGUUCAAUGAUUUUAAUGCUAAUCAGCGGAUUGAAAAGAACCAAAGUUUAAAUGUUCCAGUGAUAUGCUCUUGCGGUCAUAAGAAGGUUUCCAAGGAUUAUGGGUUGUUUAUUACGUAUCCGUUGAGGCCUGGUGAGAAUUUGUCUUCGGUGGCUAAAGGGGUUGAACUUUCGGACAAGUUGUUGAUGGAUUACAAUCCUGGUGUGGAUUUUAGUAGCGGAAAAGGCUUGGUUUUUAUUCCUGGAAAAGGUAAUUUUUUGCCUAUCCGUUCCAGGUGCUACCGGGACUCUUGCACUGGCUGUAUCUAUAUAAUUUCUAGCUUUUUCUCGUCAACAGGUUCUGGAAUUGACUUGCAGAAAAACCUAGGCCCUCGUCCUUCCGAAGGUGGUGUUCCACCAAAGCUUAUGGGUAUCACCGUGGACAAAUCAUUGGAAUUCACAUAUAAUGAACUUGCUGAAGCCACUGGCAACUUCAGCCUGGCCAAUAAGAUUGGUCAAGGAGGUUUUGGUUCUGUUUAUUAUGCAGAGCUAAGAGGACAGAAGGUCGCAAUCAAGAAGAUGGAUAUGCAAGCUUCAAAAGUAUUUCUGGCUGAGCUGAAGGUUUUAACAAAUGUUUAUCACCUGAACUUGGUGCGUUUAAUUGGAUAUUCUGUUGAGAGAUCCUUGAUAAUAGUCUAUGAAUUCAUCGAAAAUGGCAGCUUAUGCCAGCAUCUGCGUGGUUUAUCAGGGCUGGAGCCAUUAUCAUGGUCUAGCAGGCUGCAAAUUGCACUCGAUGCAGCUAGAGGACUAGAAUAUAUCCAUGAGCACACAAAUCCCGCCUACAUUCAUCGUGACAUCAAGUCCCCCAACAUUUUGCUAGACAUAAAUUUACGUGCCAAGGUUGCUGAUUUUGGGUUGACAAAACUUGUAGAAGUUGGGACUGGUUCCUUGCUAACUCGACUUGUGGGUACUUUUGGGUACAUGUCUCCCGAAUAUACUAAUAGUGGAGUGAUCUCUACCAAGAUAGAUGUAUAUGCUUUUGGAGUUGUUCUUUAUGAACUAAUAUCCGCUAGAGGAGCCAUCAUCGAGUACAGUGAAAAUUCUAUCAGAACAGUGGGACUUGAUCAUGGGGAAGAUUCUAUGAGAGCAGUGGCACUUGUUGCUCUGUUUGAAGAGGUAAUGAAUCAGCCCAACCCCAGCACAGAUCUGCAGAAACUGAUUGAUCCGAGGCUUGGUGAGGACUACCCAAUCGACUCGGUUUGUAAGGUAGCUCAGCUUGCUAAAGCUUGUACACUGCCAAAUCAUGUACUGAGGCCAAGCAUGAGGUCAGUUGUGGUUGCCCUCAUGACACUUAUAUCAGGAACUAGGGAGUGGGAUUCCAGUUCAUCAGAGAAAAACCAAGAUCUUGUUAAUCUGAUCUCUUGAUAUGCUAUAAAUAUGAUUCAGUACUGCUAAUGACAUAGUUAAUGUAAUGUCCAAGUCCGAUAGGGUGAAGACUUUAGUUCAGUCUAUAAGUAUAAGUACUAGUACCAACAAUCUUUGGUCGGCUGCGGUGCGCUUCUUGGCCAAUAUAUUUUGACUUAUUUUCGGAUUCAAAAUUUGGGACAUCACAUAGUGUCAACUGAUUAGAUCCUAUAAUUCCAUUCCUUUCAUUUAGCAGGAACAACGU